Molecule: messenger RNA, 3611 nt
Organism: Aquila chrysaetos chrysaetos
Lineage: Eukaryota; Metazoa; Chordata; Aves; Accipitriformes; Accipitridae
Gene: SHQ1
Product: SHQ1, H/ACA ribonucleoprotein assembly factor
Exons: 12
Coding region: 467-2293 (608 amino acids)
Biological process (GO): box H/ACA snoRNP assembly
Cellular component (GO): cytoplasm; nucleoplasm
Source: RefSeq, a predicted model, not a curated record
CUGGGAAACGUAAUUAUUUUGUGAUACCUGAUUUUUAGUGCUGCUGGGGAUUGAAUAUUGAGGUGUUGUGGGAGGGAUAGCAAGGGUUCCUAGGCUGUGGGCUAUGAAAUACCUGGGGUUUGUGUGGGAACCUCCACGUUAGUGUGUGGGGUCAUUAAUUUGCGUCAGGGAUGCCAAAAAUGCAGCAGCACUGAGGAGCUCAGAGCGGGAACAGCUGGGCCUGGCUUUGGGGCUGCUGUUAAAUGUUAUAAACCUCACAUUUCGGAGGAUAAAAAUGUAGGCUGGGGUAUCAUCCUUGAAGGGUCUAAAUGAGCUAGUGGAUUUUUGUUUUCUUAUUGCAUGUUGUUAGACAGUGUCUGGUGUUUAAAUAGAUAAGAAGAAAGUCUACAGAACCGUACAUCAGUUUGCAGGUGUUUGUCAAGCCAGGGCCACAGAACCAGUGGUUGCUUUUCCUGCUGGAUUCAUCAUGAUAACUCCAGCUUUUGAACUGACCCAGGAUCCAGAUUUUCUUACAAUAAUAAUCAAAGUACCUUAUGCCAGAGCUUCAGAGUUUGACGUGUAUUUUGAAGGGGAAGAUUUUAAAUUUUAUGCUAAGCCGUACUUUCUCAGAUUGACACUUCCUGGAAGAAUUGUAGAAGAUGGCAGAGAAAAAGCAUCUUAUAAUACAGACAAAGGAACUUUUACAAUUCGGUUACCUAAGGAGAUUCCUGGCCAAUAUUUUGAGGGACUGGACAUGCUGACAUCUCUCUUAGCACCAAAGAAAUCAAGAUCAGCAAAACCUUUAGUUGAAGAAAUAGCUGCCUCUGCUGAGUUGUCUGAGGAGGAGGAAGAAGAAUUUGACUGGGAAAUAGAGCAGACACCUUACAAAGAAAGUGCAGAAGGCACUCUACCACUACAGUACCGUUACGGAUUUGGGAGUUUGCGGUCAGGGGUGUUCCAGCGGCUGCAGGAUGAACUCAGUGAUGUUAUUGACAUUAAGGAUCCAGACCAAACUCCUGUAGAUGAACGUAGGAGGAAACGCCUGGCAGCUGAGGCUGCCAAGUUUGAGCCUGAUCAUUACCUAGCUGAUUUUUUUGAAGAUGAAGCUAUUCAGCAUGUCUUAAAGUACAAACCAUGGUGGGUUGAUGCUCAUAAAAAAAUGAUAGCCUUACAAGGAGAAAGUCAUCAGGAACACGACACCCAUACAUUUGUUGUCUUCUCUGAGGAAGAGAAAGAGCAGCUGAGAAAGUUCACAAAUAAAUCUUAUCUUCUGGAUAAAAGAAGCCGUCAUCAUGUAUAUCUUGGUUUAAUUGAUAUCCUUCUGGCAUAUUGCUAUGAAAUCUGUGUCAAUGAAGGAGACAAGAAUGUUGAAUCGUCUUGGAACAUCAGGAAAUUGAGUGCAACAUUGUGCUGGCUGGAGAAUUUCGCUAGCAUUCAUGACGUCCUGGUAUCUUUUGGAAGAAGAGUGCUAUGCUAUCCCUUACACAGGCAUUUUGGAUUAGUGACACGUGCAUUCAAUGAUACAGUCAUGAUACUGCAACUAGGAAAAGCUGCAGUUUUGAAGUGUCUGCUGGACAUUCACAAGAUUUUUAUGGAGAGUGACCCUGCCUACAUCCUUAAUGAUCUCUUCAUUACAGACUAUUGCAUCUGGAUUCAAAAAAUCAAGUCAAAAAAGUUGGCUGUGCUCUCUGAAUCCUUGCAGAAAACCACACUAGCUAAGUCCCACAUAGGAUUUGAACUAGAAGAGCUGGAAGCAGCAGCAGUGCUGGUACAAGAGGAAGAGAGCAUGUUAAAAGCUGCUGGCACAGUUUCCAGGCAACAGCUGCCUUCCUCUGAGUCGGAGACAAGUGACUCUGAAGAAUCAAGCGGUACUUCAUCAUCUGAGACAGAAGGCUCUGAUUCAGAUGAGCGAGAGUCCUCAACCAGUGAAGAUGGGAAAAUAAAUUCUUUACAAGGCAUGCUUCAAGAGGAGAGGACAGCUCCACUUAUUGACUGUAAUGGAUUAAGGCAUGGCACAAACACUUCGACGUUUGAGGUUAGUGAUGAAAAAUCAAAGGUUUCUUUUCAAUCUCCGACUCUUCCUGGAAAAUUGAUAGAAGAAUUAGAAAAGCAAAUGCACACUGCAAUUAGACUUUCAGAACAGCCUGAAGGAUUGGCUACUGCAAGCUGCAUUUUACAACAACAAGAAGAAAACUGUGUAUCUGAGCCUGACAGAUUUUCAAAAGAUACUACUGGGAAGGGAAAUUUCUUGGAGGUGUCUUCAGAGACAAACCCAUUGCUUUUUCUUCGCAGCAUAAAUGAAGAUGAAGACUAAAGGACCGUGUUAGAACAUGGUGUGACCCACUAGCAACACAGCUCAUUGCUAUAAUGAGGUGUUCCCAAGGCUAUCCUGAGCUGCAGAAAGAAGUUGAUAUUUUUAUUCUUUGUUGUGUUGACAGUUUGGAGGACAAGAGUGCUUUGAAAAGAAUUGAUACGACUGUAUGAUAGAUACCCUUAUAGUUAGAUUUUUAUUUUUCUUCUCUUAUUCAACAGAGUCUCAGAUUCAAUCUCUGCAUGUGUGAAUGUGUAAUGUCAGUAAACUUCUAGAAACAGUUUUCAUUAAGCUUAUUCGGUAGUAGAAUGAUGUCUUAAUCAAAUACAACUGAAAUGAGUUGUAGCAUCAUUUUAGUUAUUUUUAGCUGUUGGGAUUUACUUGAAAAAUAUCCUCCGUAUGUUUGUAUAAACUUGUUUAUGACAUUUUGCUGCAUUUUUUUAAAGUUUUAAAAUGCUUUGUAGCUAACCACUUCAAAAAUAAUGGUUAUAACUUUAAAAGUCUAAAUAAUGCUGACAAAUUAUUUUAAAAUAUAUAAAUAUUUUCUAUUUUUUGUACAAAAUAAAGGCAUUUGCUUUGUCAUCAGUACAGGAUAGAAGGGUUAUAGCUUGUAUUUCUGCAGUUCUUACGUAAGUUAUUUCAGCAGUUUUGUCACAUAUUUAUUCUUUUGUGCUGUUUUUGAAAUGUUUCCACAUGUGGAGACUACUGUUGCUUUUUAAAGAACAGAAAUGCUAAUUAUUUCUUACUUUUUUCUGCAUAUGCUCUUAAUAUCGCCACAAUAACGUUAACCAAAAUGAAGAAACAACGUGGUACAGCGAUCUUGAGUAUACAACUGAAAGCAAACCUUUGCUGUCUAGACCUGGCUUUGUCUGUCACAUAGCUUUGGCCAACUCAUUUGCUCCUUUUUGUCUUUAUAACGUUAAAAUAAUACAAUCAGUCAAUAUAUUUUGUGCUAAUUUCUGUUAACUGUAGAUAGGUUCUUGAAAUCAGGUGGCUACUGCAAAUUAUAUGCUGCUAUUCAAUCUCUACAAAAGGGUUUGGGAGGGAGGCGGGAUGGGACAUGGACCACCAGGUUUGGUUCAGCAGUCUGACAAAACCUCAUUCAUGCCUCUGGAGGAGCAAGCCAUGAUUACUUUUUAACCUUUUUACUAUUAAAAAGUGUAUAAAAAUACUAAGCUUAAAGACUUACUCUUCACCAAUGCUACACCCUGCUGGAAAUCAGCAGGCUAGCUCUGUUCAUGUGCUGACUCCUGUUCAGUAAGAAGCGUAACACUGAUCUGCCAAUAUUUCUUAUGUUCUUAAAUACCUACCGGUUGCUUAA